AUGGAGCCCGAUGUGGUAAUGUGGAAGGCUAUAGUGGCUGCUUGCAGAGUUCAUGGCAACACUGAAUUGGGAGAGAAAGCUGGUCAUAGGCUCAUUGAAGUAGCUCCGAAUGACCAUGCUGGUUAUGUAUUGCUAUCAAACAUAUAUGCGAAAGGUAAUGACUUCAAUGGUGUGCAUGAGGUGAGGAAGAUGAUGAUGGACAGAGGUGUCAAGAAAGUGCCAGGCUGCAGCUCUGUCGAAGUAGGCGGGGAGGUUCAUGAGUUCAUAGCCGGAGACGGCUCACAUUCAAGGAAGGAGGACAUUUAUGUGAUGCUCGGUGAGAUGGCGGAGCGGCUGAAGCUCGCAGGAUAUAAGCCUGACAUGGAGCAAGUUUUGUUAGACAUCGAUGAAGAUGAAGCGAAGGAGAGUUCAUUGUCACUCCACAGCGAGAAGUUAGCGAUUGCUUUCAGUCUUGUAAGCACUGAAGCGAGUUCUACAAUAAGAAUAGUGAAAAAUCUGAGAGUCUGUGGGGAUUGCCAUGCUGCCAUUAAGCUUCUAUCAGUGAUCUAUGACCGAGAUAUAAUUGUGAGAGACUCUAGCCGUUUUCACCAUUUCCAGAAGGGUUCUUGUUCUUGUGGGGACUAUUGGUAA
Molecule: messenger RNA, 630 nt
Organism: Dioscorea cayenensis subsp. rotundata (Guinea yam)
Lineage: Eukaryota; Viridiplantae; Streptophyta; Magnoliopsida; Dioscoreales; Dioscoreaceae
Product: pentatricopeptide repeat-containing protein At4g21065-like
Exons: 1
Coding region: 1-630 (209 amino acids)
Biological process (GO): RNA modification
Molecular function (GO): RNA binding; zinc ion binding
Source: RefSeq, a predicted model, not a curated record